GUGAACCUCGCGACUGAAACACACACUGGCCCUCUCCCUCAGUCAUGCAGCCUGGCCCACUUCCUGUCACCCUCCGCUAACAGGACCGAGGUCCGGUCCGGCUUUCCAAGUGAGGAUGAAGGUAAAGAGGGACGCUGAAGGAGGAUCCGGGCUCGACGCUGCCGUUCGGCGUCUCAUAGAUGCGCGCGAGGAGAGAUUCGCAUGAGACUCGGCGGGGGUCGAGCGGAGCGGUCGGUCCCGUUCAGCGGCUCAGGAUGAGGAAACCCCGAGUGAGCCGGACGCUCUUCGUCCUGUGUCUGGGCUCUUUCAUCAUGGUCAUCUUCUACUUCAACAUCAGCCCCAAACCAGCUUUGGAGCCUAUGGAACACAGCAGUGGACAGAAGUCGAGGAGGAGCCCACUCCAGAUGCUCUACGAUGGAGACCAGGUGGAGUCGACGGUCCAGGCCAUCCAUCAAGGUCGUCGCGAGCUGUUGGAGGAAGCCUGUCGCACCUACACCCGCAAACGCAGAGUCCUCAUUCCCGACGACCUGAAGCACGUCAUGGUGGACGACCAGCACGGGCUGCUCUACUGCUACGUCCCCAAAGUGGCCUGCACCAACUGGAAGAGAGUCCUGAUGGUACUGACUGGUGUCAACGGAUCUUACAAGGACCCGCUCUCCAUUCCUGCCCACGAGGCCCACAUCCCCGGCAACCUUCGGACCUUGUCGGAGUACUCCAUCAGCCAGAUCAACCAGCGCUUGCGUUCAUAUCUUAAGUUCAUUUUUGUGCGCGAGCCCUUCGAGCGACUGGUGUCUGCCUACAGAAACAAAUUCACCCGAAAUUACAACACGGCUUUCCAUAAACGCUACGGAACUAAGAUCGUGCAGAGGCACCGCCAGGAUCCCAAGCCGGAAGCCUUGGAGAAGGGAGACGAUGUCUCAUUUGAGGAGUUUGUUUACUACCUGGUGGACCCGGCCACGCAGCGGGAGGAGCCUUUCAAUGAGCACUGGGAGAGGGUGCACUCGCUGUGCCACCCGUGCCUCAUCCACUACGACGUGGUCGGGAAGUAUGAGACGCUGGAGCAGGACUCCCGCUACGUGCUGCGCCUGGCCCAAGUGGAAGACCUGGUCAGCUUCCCGACCUCAUCCAAAACCACCAGGACUACCGGGGACAUGACGGCCCAGUUCUUCACCAACGUCAGCCCCUUCUACCAGAAGAAGUUGUACAACCUGUACCGCAUGGACUUUCUGCUCUUCAACUACUCCAUGCCGGAGUAUCUCAAGUUUAGCUGAGGCCAGACGUCCGUGGACUUGAUGCUUGACAAUAUAUGUAGUAGUUUCAGGUAAAGAAGGCGAAACUUAAUGUGAAGACUUGAGAGUUUUCGCUCUUUGAAUCAUUUUUCUGUGAAUGUUUCAUUUUAUUUCCAGUUAUAUUUAAUUAUGUCAGUUAAAUUUGCACAUGAAAUCCGUAACUCAGAAGCACAACGAACGUUUUCCAAGUCACUGAAUGUCUCACGCGCCUUUUGAUUGACAGCCCUCUUUGAUUUCAAACGGUGUGUGUUGGUUGUUUUUCCUGGAUAAUUUAUUUUUCUCCUUUUCAUGGUUAAUUUCUUCUCAUGAAAAUGCCUCAUAUGACCUGUACCCCUUUUGAUUAGUCCAUAAAUUAAGUUUCCAUAAAAUGCUAUUGCUCAUCAUUUGCAAAAAAACAUUUUUUUUCUCUUCCAACAGCGCAUUCAUUGACCUACAUGUUGUACAUCAGGAGGCAGAAGCCCAAACAUCUGGAGUCACUUAGAACAAAAAAAGGCAAAAACACUGCCAGAAGUGCAUGAGCUUUCAGAUUCAUGUAGUUUUCCACCAAUGCCUCAAAUGGCAACAGAGAAUCGCAGCAGUAUUUAUGGGUAAAUGCUAGUGAUGGGCUGACGAGGCUUCAUGAAACGGUGUCCUUAUUUUCAGUGCUCAGUAGGUGGCGCUAUCAGUUUAAAAAGUAU
This is a messenger RNA of Synchiropus splendidus (mandarinfish), 1966 nucleotides long. RefSeq names its product carbohydrate sulfotransferase 11-like. The transcript is spliced from 3 exons. Gene Ontology annotation, biological process: carbohydrate biosynthetic process; proteoglycan biosynthetic process. The coding region runs from base 180 to 1271 and encodes 363 amino acids. Gene Ontology annotation, molecular function: sulfotransferase activity. Gene Ontology annotation, cellular component: membrane. Lineage: Eukaryota; Metazoa; Chordata; Actinopteri; Syngnathiformes; Callionymidae. The record is from RefSeq and is a predicted model, not a curated record.